Messenger RNA from Giardia duodenalis, 297 nucleotides. RefSeq lists its product as uncharacterized. The transcript has a single exon. Lineage: Eukaryota; Fornicata; Diplomonadida; Hexamitidae. The record is from RefSeq and is a predicted model, not a curated record. Bases 1 to 297 code for a protein of 98 amino acids.
AUGUCUCUUGAUAUUUUGGAAGUGGAUGGGCUUGAUUCCGUGGAGCAGAGGGGGGCCCAGUUGGCCCUUAGAUCAUUAGGAGAAGAGGGCUAUAUUCGUUUUACAAUAAGUACAUACACCAAGCUCAAAGUGCUGAUAGGGACAGAGGUUCUGAAAAGGCUUACUGUUUGCGUCAAUGAUGUCUACCAGGAGCUAGAGUACUAUAGACCAGAGGUUAAGGAUGGAUUUAGCAGCUUUGAGAUUGUUGCGCCCUCCCACGCAACUGUGGGGAUACACUUCUGUCAGUAUAUUGGCUGA